Molecule: messenger RNA, 1314 nt
Organism: Helobdella robusta
Lineage: Eukaryota; Metazoa; Annelida; Clitellata; Rhynchobdellida; Glossiphoniidae
Exons: 1
Coding region: 1-1314 (437 amino acids)
Source: RefSeq, a predicted model, not a curated record
AUGGCUUCAAAAACAAGUAAGUUGUAUUUUCAUAUUAUUAAAAGAAAUAAUGACGACUUUAAAUUAGCGGGCAUAUCGGAAAAUAAAGAAACAUGGUAUGUCCUACCUGAAGAGAAGAAUGAUUUAAGUUUGCACGAAGCUCUAUCUACGAAGCGAGCAAUAAUCAAUAUAAUUAAUUCUAUCAAACCUAUCAACGAUUAUCGCACAAUUUGCAUCAAACUCAAUGAAGAAUUGAGAAAAGAAUAUUACGACGAAGACGAAAAUCUAUGUUUUUUAGAUAAUAUGUUAGAAGAAAAAAUUAUUGAUAAACAUGAAUCAGAUGACAAUUUUUUAAAUGAACGAAUUAAGGAAUUAGAAGCUAAGCUAAGUCUGAAUGAUAACUUUAAGCUGCAAGACGUUGAAAAAAAAUUUAUUCUGGAAAAAUUCAACAAAAAGCAAAACCCUUCUGAAUGGAUAGAGAAAUUUGAAAAUGAAUGUAGAAGGCAUAAAAUUCUAAAUCCUACUAAUGUCAUAGAAGCAUUACGCUUCUUUUUAUCUUGGUCACCGAAAGAUUGGUACGAAUCAAAUUUAAAAAAGAUUGGCUUAACUAAUUGGUUAGGAUGGAGAAAGUCCUUUCUGACCAUUUUUGCAGAUAGAGGUUGGAAAAAAAUAAGAACCGCAUAUAAUUACAAAUAUUUAGGUGGUUCUUUAAUAGACUACGCCUUAGCGAAGGAAAACCUAUGUUUAGAAAUUGAAAUUGAAAUGUCGAGAAUAAACAUGAUCGUUAUGGGCCUUCCUGUAGAAAUACAAAACCAGCUUGAUAGAGAAGAAAUAACGACCAUUGAGAAACUGUUCAAAGGACUAACAAAAAUUGAUGAAUGCGUUUCUAACAUCAAGCCGAAAUAUGACAAUAAAUUUUUAAGUAAUGAAAUACCAUACAAUACGGAUGUCAAGAAAAAGCAACUUUAUCAACACAAACAGAAAUAUGAAAAUGUAGACAAAGAAAUUUUGGUACCAAAAUACAAAGUAAAAGCAAAGACAAAUGAUACUCUAAAUAAACAAAAUCAAAGAUAUGAAAAUAACACUCUAAAUAAAGAAAAUUUUGUUAGACCAAAUUUUAUCAGGUCAGAGAAGAAUAUUAAUACCACAGCAAAUAAACCAUGUUUUAUGUGUGAAGAAUUGGGCUGGAAAAAUCGAUAUCAUCCAACAAAUGAAUGUAGAAAUAAGACUCUUUACUCAUCAAAAAGCGAAAUUAAUAUUCAUGAUACUAACUACCAAACAGAUGACGAAGCACAUAUGAUGAAAAUUGAAAUUGACAAGAAAUCUUUAAACUAG